Molecule: messenger RNA, 1383 nt
Organism: Plenodomus lingam JN3
Lineage: Eukaryota; Fungi; Ascomycota; Dothideomycetes; Pleosporales; Leptosphaeriaceae
Molecular function (GO): mannan endo-1,4-beta-mannosidase activity
Source: RefSeq, a predicted model, not a curated record
AUGCAAAUGGUUGAUCAAGAUCGAUAUACUUCAAUGGUCAUGUCUUGUUGCGAAGACGGCUUAUCGUGGUCACGUCAUUGUCUUGCGUUCCCUGGGUACAUUAUCAGCCAAGUAGACAUGUUGUCUGAGCCAUGUCAGCUAUUGAACACCGCAAUGCCAAAGGCAGCACGGAAAUGGAUGCUCCGUCUGGGCUCGGACCGCGCCCAGUCAUUCAACAUAGCAUCAAACAUGAAGUCUUCUGUGCUUCUUUCUCUUGUCACGGCUGCCUUGGCAGUACCAACAGCCGUUGACCUAUCUCCAAGGGCAUCUAUUGCCAAGACAGAUGGAUUGAAAUUCAACAUCGACGGCGUUACCAAGUAUUACGCUGGCACCAAUAGCUACUGGAUCCCCUUCCUUACCAAUGACAAUGAUGUCGAUGUUAUCAUGGGCCACCUGGCCACGUCUGGCCAGAAGAUCUUACGCGUCUGGGGCUUCAACGACGUGACAUCAAUACCUAGCUCGGGAACAGUGUACUUCCAGGCCUUUUCCGGAUCUUCUGUGACCAUCAACACUGGCGCUAAUGGCCUUCAACGUCUCGAUGCUGUGGUCAAGGCGGCAGAGAAGCACAAUAUCAAACUCAUUAUAAGUAAGUUUUCCCCAAGCCAUGGCCUGGAAUCCGACUUUGUGAACAAUUGGACCGACUAUGGUGGUAUGGCGGCCUAUUUCUCUGCAUGUGGUGUCAGCAGUAACGAGCAAUGGUACAAAGCAGCCAAAUGUCAGAAUAUGUAUCAGGCCUACAUCAAGGCUGUCAUGGGCCGUUAUCGAAAUUCCAACGCCGUCUUUGCUUGGGAACUUGCCAACGAGCCUCGAUGCAAGAGUUGCCAGACUUCGGUGCUUACGGAUUGGAUCCGCAAGACAUCCGACUACAUUCGCUCGCUCGAUUCCGAUCAUAUGAUCACAGUAGGGGACGAGGGCUUUGGACUUGCUGGAGAUGGGUCGUAUCCAUACCAAUUCAGCGAAGGUGUCGACUGGGCGGCCAACCUUGCUCUGCCCAACAUCUCCUUUGGUACAUUUCACCUAUACCCUGGCUCGUGGGGCGUUAGCAAUGCAUGGGGUAACGGGUGGAUCGAGGCGCAUGCAAAGAUUUGUGCUCAGCUGAAAAAGCCGUGCCUGUUUGAAGAAUACGGCGUCAGUCAAGCGGCCGACCACUGUCCCGUGGAGUCGGAAUGGCAGAGAACCAGCCUGGGUCUUAAAGAUGCUGGCAUGGCAGGCGACCUCUUCUGGCAGCUCGGCGAUGUUAUUCCAAGCUCGGGACAGCAGACGCACAAUGAUGGACAUACCAUCUACUACGGAAGUGCAGACUGGAAGUGUUUGGUCGAUGAGCAUGUGAAGAGGAUAGGAUAA